GUCACGCAGCUGCCUGGGGGUCACGUGCAAAAAGGCCAUAAAUGCAGCAGCUUGGCGGCCGCACAAACGGCCAGCGAUCGAGCGAGCGCGCGCGCGCGCGGAUCACCUCCACCGUCGUUGCUUCACUUUGCUGCUGCACCCGAACACAACUAAGGUGGAAAAAUGGUCUUGGUGACAACCAGAGAGGCGCCGCCCUCGGCGACGGUCAAGUUCUUUGGCGCUGGCGCGGCGGCCUGCGUAGCUGACCUGGUGACCUUCCCGCUGGACACGGCCAAAGUCCGACUGCAGGUUCAAGGCGAGGCUCCGAAAGCUGAGGGUGCCAAUGCGAGGCGAUACCGCGGGGUGUUUGGCACCAUCAGCACGAUGGUGCGCACCGAGGGCCCCGCGAGUCUUUACAACGGACUGGUGGCAGGACUGCAGAGGCAGAUGAGCUUCGCCUCCGUACGAAUCGGUCUCUACGACUCCAUGAAGCAAUUCUACACUCGAGGCGCUGAGAGUUCGGGCAUCGUCACCAGGCUCAUGGCGGGCUGCACCACCGGCGCCAUGGCCGUGGCUUUCGCACAACCCACCGACGUGGUGAAGGUGCGCUUUCAAGCCCAGGCGCGCCUGUCCGACGGCACGAGGAGAUACAACGGCACUCUGGACGCUUACAAGACCAUCGCCCGGGACGAGGGGAUACGAGGCCUUUGGAAAGGGUGCGUGCCCAACAUCGCCCGUAACGCCAUCGUCAACUGUGCGGAGCUGGUGACCUAUGACGUCAUUAAGGAGGUCAUCCUGAAGUAUAACUUAAUGACAGACAACCUGCCGUGCCAUUUCACAGCUGCCUUCGGCGCGGGCUUCUGCACCACGAUGGUGGCGUCGCCCGUGGACGUGGUCAAAACGCGCUUCAUGAAUUCAGGCGCCAACCGGUACGGCGGCGCCGUCGGCUGCGCUCUCACCAUGAUGAAGAACGAAGGGCCCGCGGCCUUUUACAAAGGGUUUACGCCUUCUUUCCUGCGACUGGGCUCCUGGAACAUCGUCAUGUUCGUCACGUACGAGCAAAUCAAGCGAGGCGUAACGCAAUACUGGGAGUCGCCAUUUUGAAGCAGGAAGCCGCACAGGCUGAAGUUUUUAUCACGGGCGCAGCGUGGUGACGG
Messenger RNA from Phyllopteryx taeniolatus (common seadragon), 1136 nucleotides. RefSeq names its product dicarboxylate carrier SLC25A8-like. Gene Ontology annotation, cellular component: mitochondrial membrane. Gene Ontology annotation, biological process: adaptive thermogenesis; mitochondrial transport; mitochondrial transmembrane transport. The transcript is spliced from 7 exons. Gene Ontology annotation, molecular function: oxidative phosphorylation uncoupler activity. Bases 163 to 1083 code for a protein of 306 amino acids. Lineage: Eukaryota; Metazoa; Chordata; Actinopteri; Syngnathiformes; Syngnathidae. The record is from RefSeq and is a predicted model, not a curated record.